Messenger RNA from Didymodactylos carnosus, 1524 nucleotides. NCBI's taxonomy places the organism in Eukaryota, Metazoa, Rotifera, Eurotatoria, Philodinida, Philodinidae. The record is from the annotation of a GenBank genome assembly.
AUGGGUUGUGUGUUUUGCAGAGAUCCUUUACCGACUGCCCAAGACAAAGUCCCUAUUGAAUUCACGCCAGUGAUAAUUGAUAAAAACUCGAGAGGCCGAUCUGGAAAUUCUGUACAGUCGGAGCGCAAAAACGAUCGACAGCAUUCGAAUUCAAAAGAAAAAGGCAAAACUUAUGUAGCUAUUUAUGAUUAUGAUGCCCGUACGGACGAAGAUCUGACAUUUCGAGUAGGUGAAAUACUUAUUGUCUUCGAUGACAGCCAAGAAGAUUGGUGGCCGGCAAAACAUUCCCAAACUGGUUUGAAAGGUUAUAUUCCAGCUGUUUAUGUAGCGCCGCAUGGUGGAUUAGAUGUCAAUGUUUGGUUUCACAAUAAUGUGUUGAGAAAAGAAGCCGAACGACUAUUGUUAAAUCCAGUUAAUGCACGAGGAUGUUUUCUAGUUAGAAAUUCAGAAAACGCACCUGGUCCCUAUUCAUUGUCCGUCCGUGAUGCAGAUGAUCAACGUGGUUCUCAUGUGAAACACUAUAAAAUACGUUCAUUAGACGCAAAGCAGGGCUAUUAUAUAGCACCAAGAAGAGUAUUUAAAACAUUAGAAGAAUUAGUCAAACAUUACAGUGAAAAUGUCGAUGGUUUAUGUUGUCAGUUAACUAUUGCUUGUCCUCGACCAAAACCGACUACAUGUACAAUAUCAAAAGAUGUUUGGGAAGUACCAAGGAAUAGUUUACAGUUUAUAAGAAAAUUAGGUCAAGGAAUGUUUGGAGAAGUGUGGGAAGGUAAAUGGAAUCGAACGACUGAUGUAGCUAUAAAAACGAUGAAAGCAGGUACAAUGUCUACGCAAGCAUUCGUUGACGAAGCAAAUAUAAUGAAAAAAUUACGUCACGAUAAAUUAGUUCAAUUGUAUGCCGUAUGUACCGAGCCUGAUGAUCAACCCAUUUAUAUAGUCACAGAAUUGAUGGCAAAUGGAAGUUUACUCGAUCAUUUACGUAGUGGCACCGGUCGCGAUUUACGACUACCGACUUUAGUUGACAUGGCGGCACAAAUUGCUGCUGGAAUGGCAUAUCUUGAACAUGAACACUAUAUUCAUCGUGAUUUAGCAGCGAGAAAUGUAUUAGUGGGAGAUAAUAACGUGUGCAAAAUUGCUGAUUUUGGACUAGCCAGAAUCAUUAACGAAGAUCAAUAUGUGGCUAAAGCAGGUGCCAAAUUUCCUAUCAAAUGGACAGCGCCUGAAGCAGCUAUCUAUGGAAAAUUCACUAUUAAAAGUGAUGUAUGGUCAUAUGGAAUUUUGCUUUAUGAACUAGUUACACAUGGACAAAUACCAUACCCAGGUAUGGCAAAUCGCGAAGUUUUAGAUCAAAUUCAACGUGGUUACCGUAUGCCACGUAGUGAAUCUUGCCCCGAGAAAAUUUAUGAAUAUAUGCUACGAUGUUGGGAUUCCAAUGCCGAUAAUCGACCUACCUUUGAAUAUUUACAUAUGUUUUUUGAUGAUUUUACAGCAUCAUCUGGUCCCCAAUAUCAUGCACAAAAUUGA